This is a messenger RNA of Aspergillus bombycis, 786 nucleotides long. RefSeq names its product ankyrin repeat domain-containing protein. Gene Ontology annotation, molecular function: fatty-acyl-CoA binding; protein binding. Bases 1 to 786 code for a protein of 261 amino acids. The record is from RefSeq and is a predicted model, not a curated record. The transcript has a single exon. Lineage: Eukaryota; Fungi; Ascomycota; Eurotiomycetes; Eurotiales; Aspergillaceae.
AUGUCUCUGCUCGGUCUCCCAAACGAACUACUACUUCUGAUCAUCGAGGACCUGGAUAGUGAGAAGGAUAUUCUUUCUGUUCUAUUGGCAAGCCCCCGGGUCUAUGCUAUCCAGCAAGCAGACCCUCUAUACAAACACAACAUUAGGUACUCCGGGAGUUCAGCACUGCGAUGGUACUCGGCGAACGGGCGCAAAUCAGCUGUGGAGGCACUGCUCCAAAAGGGUGCUAACAUAGAGUGCAAAGACUAUGCCAGUAACACACCAUUGAGCGUUGCUGUUUGCAAUGGACAUGAGGAUAUAGCCAGGCUGCUGCUUGAGAAAGGUGCUGAUAUAAAAUUUAAAGAUAGCUAUGGCAGUACGCCGUUGACAGCUGCUGCACACUCUGGAUAUGAGAGUAUAGUCAAACUGCUGCUCGAGAAAGGUUCUGAUAUAGAAUCUAGAGAUGGCUAUGACUGGACACCAUUAGCAGUUGCUGUGUUCUCUGGAUAUGAGAAUAUAGUCAAACUGCUGCUCGAGAAAGGUUCAAAUAUAGAGUCUGAAGAUAAUCAUGGCUGGACACCGCUAACAGUUGCUGUACUCUCCGAAUAUGAGAGCAUAGUCAAACUGCUGCUCGAGAAAGGUUCUAAUAUAGAAUCUGAAGAUGGUCUUGGCUGGACACCACUGACAUAUGCUGCUAUCCAGGGAAAUGAGAAUGUGAUCAAGCUGUUACUCCACAACGGCGCUGACCCCGGGCGAGCGAGUCUCACGUUCGAGCAGGUCGCCAAAUUAACACGCCUUUUGAAGUGA